Messenger RNA from Aspergillus steynii IBT 23096, 1621 nucleotides. Its product is annotated as FAD-dependent oxidoreductase. Lineage: Eukaryota; Fungi; Ascomycota; Eurotiomycetes; Eurotiales; Aspergillaceae. The record is from RefSeq and is a predicted model, not a curated record. Bases 274 to 1446 code for a protein of 390 amino acids. The transcript has a single exon. Gene Ontology annotation, molecular function: FAD binding.
CUCUAUUCUACACAGCUGGGCCUCUGGAACGAGUCGAGAAUUUCUUCCAUGACCCGCUCGAGUCGAAGCUUGGUCGAUGAUCAUUAUCAUCGCCCCGAAAACAUGGGCCUCGGGAUACCGACCUUCACCGAAUCCUCGGCCUCGCACUCAUAGUGAACCGACACCACCGCUUAUAUAGACAUGUCUGCUCGUCAGGUUCCUCCUCACGAUGCACCACUUACACGAUCUCUGAUUCACCGUGCUCGAGUCUCAUUCCACGGGUGAUAUUUCACGAUGACAAUCCGCAGCGAGCCCGAACAGCGUCCCAAGAUCGCCAUCAUCGGCGCCGGACCGGGCGGUCUGACUCUGGCUCGUCUCCUCCACCUUGCCAACAUCCCCUUCACGAUCUUCGAGAGCGACAAGUCCCGCGAGGCUCGCCGUGUGACCGGAGGCGUCCUCGACCUCCAUCCCCAGUCCGGACAGCGUGCCAUCCGGGAAGCCGGUCUCUGGGGCAUCUACCAACAGCACGCCUCCUACGACGCCGAGGCGCUGAUCAUCACCGACCACCACAACCAGGUGUUCUACAACACCAACGGCGCCAGCCGCGGCCGACCCGAGAUCGACCGCCCCGUGCUACGCGACAUCCUCCUCGAUUCGAUCCCGGAACGCCACGUCCGCUGGGCCCAUCGCCUCCAGCGCGUGGACCUCGACGGCACGUUGCAUUUCCCGCACGGAACCGAGACGGGGUUCGACCUUGUCGUCGGAGCAGACGGGGCCUGGUCCAAGGUCCGCCCGACGCUGGGCUUCAUCCCCCCCUUCUACUCCGGCGUCGUGUGUCUGGAGCUGCGGAUCUCGCGGCCCAGCGAGGUCGACCCGGCGAUGGACCGCAUGCUGGGGCCCGGGUCCUACCUCGCCUACGGGGGGGACGAUGACAUGGCGCUACACACACAACGCCAGGGCGACGGGUCCCUGCGCACGUAUGCGCUCCUGCGCCGGCCGGAGUCGUGGCUGCGCGAUUGCGGCGUCGUCGACCUCGCAGACCGGGAGGCCGUCACGGCGCUCCUGCGCCGCGAAUACGCCCACUGGCACCCCGACCUGACGCGUCUGAUCUCGCGCUGCAACGAGCCCGUCGUCAACCGCCCCCUGUACAUGCUGCCCGUCGGCCACCGCUGGCCGCACCGCAGCCAUCUCACGCUUCUGGGCGACGCCGCCCACCUCAUGACCCCGUUUGCCGGCGAGGGCGUGAACACCGCCAUGUGCGACGCGCUGAGCCUCGCGCGCGCGAUCAUCCACCACUACUACUACUCGAGCACCCUGGAUGAGGAGGUGCGCGCCUACGAAGAGGAGCUGGCGGCUCGGGCCACCAGAGUCCAGCAGGUCACCUGGGAGGAGCUGCUCGGGAUGUUUGAGCCGAAUGCCGGACAGCGGCUCGCGGAGCGAUAUGACGAUCUGGUCGCAGCUGGGUGAGGAAGAUAUGCAGGGCGCCGAUAACUCCGUCGUAAAUUAGGUGGGGAUGCGCGUCUUCCUCGUCUGGGGGUGUACGUGUGUCCAUCUUCGUCCGUGGUGAGGCCAAGUAACUAGUGUAAAAUAGCCAUCAUUCCAGUCUAGACACGAACUAUUGUACUAUACAUCUUAAAUAGAG